AUUGCUUACUGCCUGCCUGCCUGCUGCUCGCCAUUGCUAGCCGGCCUGGUCUGAUAAUUACUGCCACUAUAUAUACGCACAAGCGGAGCGAUUGAUUUGAUUAGUUUCCUUGGAAAGCCAAGCCAGCUUUGCUUCGUAGGGAAGAAAAGAGCGGGCCAAGAGACCAAGAAGCAGGGAUGGUGUUCUGUUUCCUGGUGGACCAGCGGCGGACGGUGCGGAGCAGCAAGCCGGCGGCGGGGAUCUGCUCGCGGUGCGGUGGGUGCGCGAGCGUGGCGGACAUGGAGACGGCCACCAGGCUCUGCUACCUGCUCACUGUGCACCGGCGCACCUGGCGCGCCAUCAUCUGCACCUUCUGCGGCGCCAUGCUCAAGUCCUACCGCCACUACAGGCUCCACUGAGAAGCGUCGGCUUCCCCCGCGGCUCGCUAGGUAUAGGGAGUGAUCUGUUUCGUGGUUGGUGAUUUCGCACGCGGGUAUUAGUUUUUGUUCUUGCUGCUUAUUCUCAGCUCGCUGAUUGUAACAAUGCCGACUUGUCUGCAUGCAUGUAUAAAUGGGAGACAAGAAGUGAAUAAUCAUGUGUCCAUUCGAGCACCUGAUGAGCUACGACUCAUCUUUCUUCUGA
Molecule: messenger RNA, 621 nt
Organism: Phragmites australis (common reed)
Lineage: Eukaryota; Viridiplantae; Streptophyta; Magnoliopsida; Poales; Poaceae
Exons: 1
Coding region: 177-398 (73 amino acids)
Source: RefSeq, a predicted model, not a curated record